AUGCUGGGAAUUGCGCCCGUGGUGACCAAGGGGUGCUUCACCAACGGUCUGAAGAUGGAAGAUGGGAAGGACGUCCCACCUGUCAAAUGGGCUGACGUUGACAAGUGCUCCAAAGCCGUCUUCGCGGCAAGCUUCCGCCAUGUCUCGCGCACGAAUGAUCAGUCAGAAGAGAGCAUUCAGAAGCACCUUCGUACUUUCGGUGCUUUCGUACUGCAUUGGAACGCGCAAGGCAGCACACGAAGCGGGACGGACGGGGCUCCGCUGACCCCGCCAGUUCCUGAAAUCUUGAACGAUAAACCGGUCUGUCGCGACACUUCAGUUCUCCAGAGAGACGAGGUCGGUCAUCUUGUGAUAAUGGCUGGGGCGCUUAUGGGUGUCCUGCCCAAAGUGGGCAAAGUUCACAAGUGGCUUCCGACAUACGGCUGUGCCAUCGUAGGAGUUCCACUGGACAUGAACCCUCAGGACGAGAGAGUGUCCUUAUGCGGCCUGGAUUCUUGGGAGUUUGCAAUGUCUCGAGGUCAAACUGGAAGCUCCGGAAGUUUCAAAAUCAGCUCGGCCCCGAGAACGGCCGCGCACCUCGAUUUAGGCGUGCAUUCCAAGUCUGAUCUCAAUGAAACUCUUGCCAUAUUCGGCGUGCUGCUUGAUAAAGCCCAACGCAAAACUGCGGAGAAGCGCUCAGCUGCAUCCGGUAACCAAGGUCAUCAGAGAACCCCCGCUUUCAUUCACGCUGUAUUUCGACAAGCCGUCCAAGCCGCCAGAGCCGCCAAACCCGAAGAAGUCUCCAGCUCCCAAUACGUGUCUUUCGGGGGAAUGACGGAGGUGGGCCUUCACACGCGGGGUCAGCCAAGAGACACCGCUUGGCCUUUAUUGCUGCGUGUCGCCGAAUUCUUCCUAGGGGACGACGCCCUUCUUGAGAAAUCCCUCGUGAACUUCAAGCUUUUCCUGCUCGAGUUGAGUUUGCAAUUGAGGCCCGCCCAGUAUGCGCAAGAUGACAUCGAUGAAGUAUUUGCCAUGAUCGAUGACAUCAGUCGAGCUGCUUUGAAGUUCGAUUCGGCCGGUUACGACAUCUCGCGGAUCACUGGAAGAGUCGUGGCCGCUCGAAACGCACUCGACGGAAUCGUUCAAGGCAUCUGUUCGAAAGAAAGCGCUGCCUAUCGCGUCACGGACAUUUCCGCCUCUCAGGCACGCUGGCCCGAACUACCCUUCAUCCCCGGUGCAUUCCAAGAGACUUGCCCCGGUGAGAGGGCCCUUUCGCUUUUCCGGCAGCAGGCUGUCAACAAUAGCGGAUGGAUCCCUGUUCCCCCGGUUGCAACGAGCGAUCGUAUCGAGGAGGUUUUGCUUUGGCUCCAGAGUCGCAGAAAGGAAGCCGUUGCCGUCAACCGCCCGGAUAUCCUUCUCCUUGCGCUCGCGGUCGCCAAUUCUGUCUUUUACGACAUAGCAACCAAGUUGAACAACCCGGCGUCGGAUCUCAUCGGCAGCGUCAAGAAAGUGAGCGAGUUGACCGAUCUUUAUUCGUCACUCUACAAAGAGUGGAUGGACAACAGAAGUGGCAAGGCCAAGCAUCUGAUGAUGGCAACGCAGCGCAGCAAGCGUCUUCUCGCUACGUGGAUCGCGUAUUGUGUUGUUCACAAAACGAACGCCAUGAAGUAUCAAUUGAUGCAGGGAUACACCACGCCAUUGGAAUGGACCGCGCUGAGUGUCCUUGUCCUCGACGACGCAGAUGCUAGCCAAGCAGCACGGGAAGUCGGACAGUACAUUCGCAAAGUCAACUCGAGCCACGGGAAACCGUUGUUUUCCCUGCAAGAUCAAGCUGGGACCUUCGACUUCGCCGAAAAGUACGCGCAGUCUGACAUAAACAUCAAGACGCGAUGGGAGAAAGAAGUUGCCGAUGCGUCGCAUAGGGCCGAUGUCUGGUGGGACGAGGUACAAGCGAAAAAGAAGGAAGUUGCCAAAUUACGUGCAUGUCUGCCAGAGUAUGAGCAAGCCGUGCAAGCGUCUCUGUCCGAUGAGAAGAGAGCCAGAGAUAAAUACGACAUCGAGCCGCGCGGGACCUUCAGAAACUACCUCCACAACGAAUGGCAGCGAGCACGUACCCGGACAAGUAACGCCCGCGGGAGCCUUUCCAGCUUCGAAAAGCGUAUAGAGAACGCCAAGAAGUCGCCCCCUUACGUCGUCAACCCGCUGCCGAGGGAAUUUCCGCUUGCUAGCGUGCCGAUGUUCUUCUUCGACAUGCCUCCAGAGCUCGACGUUAUGUCUCGGCUGGGCACCGAUGCGCAAGAGUUACUCCAUUCCAGCUUCCGGAUGAACAAGCCUGGUGGUCCUACGUGGGUCGAACACUACAACGCGCAUUCACAGGCUGGAAACGUGGCCCACCGCCACUUCCUGCAUUACGCCGUGGGCCUGACCAUCCCAACGUCCUAUGGUUCCACGAACGUUGACUACAUACACUCUUCGAAUGAUGGCAUGUGGCAUCCUUCGUCUUAUGUGGAUCAAGUGGGAUUGGAAUCGCAACUCAACGCGUGGUCACUGAACAUCGAAGUUGCUCGGAAAUUAUACACUGAGAAGGUUCCAGAAGCAUUUGGGUGCUUCCAGUGGAUGGUCGACCACCCCGCUGUCACGAAGGAGACCACUCGCGGCAACGCUGUCUUCAGCGCCCUAUCUGACCUGCCGAAAACCUUUCAUGUGUCGAGUCCCAUGAACAAGUUGGAAUAUCUGGCCCUUGCGUCUUCGCGGUCAUUCCCACACCGGCAGUUCCGAACCCUUCUGUCGCCCCUUCAAGACGGGAAGCUAGUCGCGGCUCAUCCGGCCGCGCUCUAUCAACUUGGGACCUUUUGCGACGACGCAAAGCGAGUUGACAAGCUGGACUUGGAGUGGCACCUGGACAUCAAAAACGACGGAGCACAAUCUAUGCGGGCUGUCCUUGCUGAGUGGGCUUCGCAGCUGCGAGAGAAGCCUCGCGAUCAUAAGUCCAUCCCGCUAUUGGGAGUUGAAAAAUUCAAACCUGACUCGAUACAAGUGUUGCGGCUGAAGGCGAAGGCAUGCCUGUUCGAUGGCUACGGUGUCGCUUUGUAUUCUCCCUUUACGAUCAUAACUGAUCGCGAUGCAGCUGUGCUCUGUAAGCUCACUGUACUGUUCAACUAUGGUCUCGCAUACGGCAAAGACGACCUCGAGAUCACAAGCGAUGAGGACGCAGGAAACAAGGGGCCUUUGGCCGGUAACGGUUCAGUCUCCGACCACGAAUUGAAAGACGAGAUCACCAAGCUGCAGGUGGUCGUUUCGCACGUCAUGGGCUACCAGACUCGAGACAUACUCAAAACACUCAAGCGCAAUUCACAAGCCUUGACGGACGCAAUGCGUGGAGUUGUCGAACACACUCCCUUGCAUCUGGAUUGGCGGCCGUACGUGUCCAACUCGGGGGAGGCUACGUUUUGCUUCGAAGCCACAGCAAACGAUGAACAUUUCUUCAUCAACGUCCUGAGCGGCGCUGCCUUGUGGAACGGCUCCCCGCCGGGACGGCUGCCGCAGCAGAUCCUCGGCUCCGCCAUUUACCAGCGCACCUACGGAGACCGUGAUUUCGAAGUUACGCUGAAUCGCCGAGGAACAUAUCAAACCACCAGGAAGUUCGAAGACCGGUUCUAUUAUCAAUUUUGCAUUCGGCCCGACAACGGUCGCGUUGUGAUUCGAGAGCUCGACGAUACGGACCAAACUACUCGCGAACUUAUCGAAUUCGGGAAAGGUGCUACUCCGUGGUUUGAAGGCAUCCCUCGCCGACUAAAGGAAAUGCACAGUCACUGGAUGUCCGCCGACGGCUCCUCCGUCGUCUUCCGUGACUUAGUUUUCAACAAGAGAAACAUCGACUUCUUCAUCCUCCGCGCCGGCGCUCAAAGUGCCUGCUUCCAAGUCCCGUUAUCCGAUCGGAACCUGCCGUUCGAGUCUUUACGUAGCCGUCGUCAAAGUUUCCCACGCUUCGUACAUAUUGCGGACGCUACUGCUUGCGAUGUUACACGAGCGCUUGCGAAAUUCGAGGACAAGCAGUACAUUCAUUGCCUGAAGAUCGCGAGGGAUGGACGUGAGCAGGUGAUGUUUCACCUACCCCGCUUCAAGCUCAUGUUUCGGAGCGAAGGGGAUAAUCUGACUAGCGUAGAGCAUAUGGGCUACAAACUGGCCGCCACACAGCAGCUCCCAGACACGUUACCGUUUUUCAGUCACUAUUUGGUCUUGGAGCAAAUCACCAAUGAUGAUUUUGCUGCGGCGCCGGUCAAACUGCUUGUGCCCGACGGCGACGUUGUCAUCAACGGGUGCGCUACUUCGGUUCUAUUGCCAUCGGACGCUAAUGCGAAACUCGAGUACUUUGCAUAUGACAAACAUCCCCGCUUGGAUUGUUUCGUUGCCAAAUCGAUCGUUUCAAGGCUACACCUUGCGGCCAUAUUUGCGGCAACGGGGACCCGACUGCCGGAUCGGCAGCUUUCUAUGACGGCUUCCGAGAAAGCUAUGGAACUUGUCAGGCAGAGCUGGGUUACUCGAGUUUUAUCACCCGCCGAGCAGGCCAAGUUGAAUCUCCUGCAGAAGUACGCUGCGCGGGAGCCUGGCCUGGCCAUCCUCUGUCACAAGUUGGAAUACGAAUCUCGGCAGUUGGCUUUUCUUCACGACGGUGCUGCGCAAGACGUUACCGGGACGGGCUUGUACGCGGACUGGAUCGCGGCCGCUGUCACCGAGUAUCGAAUGAUGGGGGCGGAUGGGGAGGAGGUCAACACUCUCCGACGAUGCCUUACGGUGGAGGAAACUCGGGCGCAUCUCGGCGGCCCACCUCGUCGCCGCUUUCCCCAUCAGGUCGGCCGGAUGCAUGUGACCACGGAACUCCCACCUUGUCCAUAUGAUCGUUCUGUCGGUCGUCAAAUCGAAAGUGAAUUGGAGGACAAGGUUUUCCUCAGAAACAAAUCCGCCAACACAACAUCAUUUCCGCUCACACUCAAUGACAAUGCCAUCAGACUCGAGGCCGAAAUGAUAAACGAGUUGAAGCAAAGUUUUGAUCAGCACCACAUUGGAGCUGAUGGUGGAGCGCUUGCAUGCGGAGGUGACGAGCCACAGAAAGAAGCUGGAGAUCCAUCUUUUCGAAUGUAUCGAGGCGGUUCCUGCGGGCGUGGACCACCGCGUGCAACUACUAAAGGCAGCCAACCGCCUGCCUUUGGGGGUGUAGCCGACCUCUUGCGCGUCGCCUUUGAUCGCACGAUCCUACCGCAACUGAACCCUUAUUUCACCGCUAAAUGCCGCGACGAGCUCUGGGAAAGAGUGAUCUGGUUCCUAGAGCUCUGCGAAUUGGAGGAUCGCCUCAGUCGCAUUGCACUCACGCUUGGCAACGAGGCGCAGCUCGUUCUCGAAUUGCAGCAAAAAAGGGAAUGGAGCACGAAGGAGCAUCCGAGAUGGCUCGUGUUUGAGGUAGAAGGCCGCAUUUCGAUCAGGCCCAUUCAGUAUGUCGUUGCCCGGCAUCAGAUCGAAAACGCGGGUUUCAUCACCCAGUUGAACAUGGGCCUGGGAAAGACACGAGUCAUCCUACCUCUCCUCAUUCUGCAUUACAUCACCGAAGCAGAGGAAGCCUCGAGUCGCAAGAAGCCAGUUAAACCGCGCGUACAUGUCCUCACGCCGCUUUAUCGUGAGGCGAUGGAUUUCUUACAUCGCAAUCUCACCGCAAGCGUUUUGGGUGUGCGUAUCGAAGAGCAACCUUUCGACCGGAGGGUGGAACUGACAGAAUCUCGUGUGCAAGUGUUGCGCAAGUUUGCAGAGCGACCUCGCGGAUGCGUGCUGGUAUCUCCGGAACAUAGGCUCUCAUUGGAGUUGAAAUGCCAAGAGUUGAGAUUGCAAGGGACCUCCCACGAACACUUGGCGGCUUUCUUGUCGGAGGUUCGGUUCAAGGACAUCUUUGACGAAAGCGACGCGUUGUUAAGCCAUAAGUAUCAGUUGAUCUACGCUGUUGGGGACGCGGCCUCUCUCGAACGGUGGUAUGAGAGAGCGAUCGUCGCUCAAACGUUGCUGCGGAUCGUGAAUACCAGCAAGACUGCUACUGCGCGGUUAUUUGAGCUUGGCGUGGCGGUUGCCGAUGAUAGCAGCCGUCUUUACGAGUGGAAAGGAUUCCGUUUGUGCGAACGAGAAGCCAUCGAUAUCUCCGUUUUGCGUCAAUUUCGCCGGGCCAUCGUUGAAUCGAUUCUCGAUGACAAACAUGAGGGCCUCGUAGGGAUCUCCUUGUAUGCAAAGAAAAGUACUGCUCAUCGGGAAGCACUCAUAGCCGCCAUUAUCAACUCGGAUAGCAGUAUCGACCCUCCCGAAGACAUGGAGGAAGAUGCGGAAAAGGCAUGUCUGCAUGCGCUACGUGGUCUGCUCGGAUAUGGACUGCUGGAAUUCGCACUCGAGCGGCGCAAUCGAGUUAACUACGGGAUCGACCGUGUGCACGAGCGAGACAAAAGGCUUGCCGUUCCGUUCCGUGCCGCUGAUGUUCCGUCAACGCGAAGCGAGUUCAGUCAUCCAGAUUUGGGCAUUUUGACAACAGUUCUGGCGUACUACUACGAUGGCAUUAGUCGCGAGGCCGUCACGAGUGCCAUCCAGGUGCUUCUGAGUCUGGGGGGCCCUGCGCAGAUCGCGGAAUACAAAAGAUGGUUGGAUCCGGUCUGGCCGGGCCUAUCACCGGACGAGAGGAAGAUGAUUGACGACGUGGCCAAAAUCGAUCAGUCAAACGCAAAUCAAAUGGAACUAAUGGUUCGCGUGUUCAGCCGUUCUAUGGAAUGUAUCAAUUUCUGGUUAAAUAGCGUCAUCUUGCAAGCGGAUACACAACAGUACCCGAAGCGCAUUGUCGCAACGUCGUGGGACCUGGCCAGCGCUGGGGAUGCAAAUGGAUUCAGCGGAACGAAGGACAACUACCGUCUGCUGCCACUGCAAGUGGAGCAAAACGAGCCUGAGGUACUGAAAUCAACUGAUGGGCGUAUGCUCGAUUGCAUCAUCAACCACACUCUACGCUACGAGACACUUCGAGGAGAGGAAGCAUUUUGGAAAACUCUUCUGAACUUUACUGUCGAGAGCAAACACAACGCGCUGAUUGAUACUGGGGCAUAUCCACGGGGGCAUAUCCAAGAAUGCCCUGGACGAGGACUGGACGCUCGAAACAUUGUACAAGAAUCCCAUCGAGCACGAUUCGCUGGCUACCGUCGUACGGAGCUGCAGGUUGAGGAGGAAGCCGAAGAGGAGGUUGAACGGCAGAUUUCUCCGCGAGAGCCGCGACUGGAGAAGGCCUGGGAUUACGCAUCAGCGGCCAACAAAGCUCAGACUGUGGAUGACUUGCGAGGCGCGGUUCAUAUCGAACCUUUGACCCAAGUAAUGGCAUCUGCCCUUGUGCCGAAAGACGCUGCUCAAGGGAUUUGGCACUCGCAAGCAGGAAAGCGGAUUUAUGCCACCGAAAACUUUUACACGACCGUGCAACCCAUCGACGGAACUACCUCUGCGGACUACCUCCGACCAGUUGAUUUGAUCCUUCUUUUCCGAUCCGGCGAUGUUUUGUUACUGUCUGACAUGGAAGCUGAUGGCAUUUUGCGACGAUUUCUAUUGCACACCACCAUGAAGUUCGGAACGACUCUGGUGAAUUUGUCGCAGUUGCGAUAUUACUGGGACACGCGUCGUAGCAAGUCCUCUAUCUUCAUCCCGCGUUUGAUGGUUGGAGCACCCAUAAGCCCGCCUUCAGACGAAAGUGUCUUGACGGUCCUACAAAUCAUCAAUGGCGAACCGAUGUUCAACACGGACGAUCGCAAGAACAUUCUAUUCGACAUGACCAAAGAUAAACGCACCCGCGACACCCUGUACGUCAUAGUGGACGCGCAUAGGAACAAACACAACCUUCCAUGCUCCGAUCUCCAGCACAUGUGCGGGUCCGAGCGAUGGUUGUUCCGGGAGAGGAAAGUGAUUUAGGGAGAUGGAGGGAAGAUCUCACAUCGGCAUUAGCACAAACCUUUAGUACGAGCGAAAUGUGACCUUGGAGCCCCUGAGGAAAUGAGUAAUGUUCGGCGUAAUAUGUUUUCCUUCGGCGUGAAUGAUCGUUUUAGUAGAUAUAGCUAUGUUCAGAGCUUUUGAUUCUUAGUGCAUCUUAAUGUUCACCCACUAUCGAUAUGCAAUUACAGUAUAUUGCUAUUCCGCG
This is a messenger RNA of Fimicolochytrium jonesii, 8173 nucleotides long. RefSeq lists its product as uncharacterized. The record is from RefSeq and is a predicted model, not a curated record. The transcript is spliced from 6 exons. Lineage: Eukaryota; Fungi; Chytridiomycota; Chytridiomycetes; Spizellomycetales; Powellomycetaceae. The coding region runs from base 1 to 7947 and encodes 2648 amino acids.